CCGGCUGCACCUUCGAGGAGGACGGCGACCCAAACCAGUGCGAGUACAGCCAGGGUGAGGAUGAUGACUUCGGGUGGGAGCUUGUCCGCAGCUAUAUGAUGCCGCAUCUGACGGCUGACCUGCCUCACGGCUCCUACCUGAUGGUGAACUCCUCGCAGCACGCCCCAGGCCAGAAAGCUCACCUGCUUUUCCAGGCGCUGAGUGAGAAUGACACCCACUGCCUCCAGUUCAGCUACUUCAUGUACAGCCGGGAUGGCCACAGCCCUGGCACCCUCAGCGCCUACGUCCGGGUGACAGGGGGCCCGGUGGGCAGCGCCGUCUGGAACGCCUCCGGCUCCCACGGCCGCCAGUGGCACCAGGCAGAGUUGGCCGUCAGCUUGUUCUGGCCCAGCGAGUACCAGGUCCUCUUCGAGGCGGUGGUCUCCAGCGAGCGCAGGGGUUAUCUUGGCUUGGAUGACAUUUUGCUCUUGAAUUAUCCAUGCUCGAAAGCACCUCAUUUCUCCCGCCUGGGCGAUGUGGAGGUCAACGCGGGACAGAACGCCACCUUCCAGUGUGUGGCCGCCGGCAAGGCUGCCGAGGCCGAGCGGUUCCUCAUGCAGAGGCAGAGCGGCGAGGUGGUCCCCGCCGCCUCUGUGAAGCACAUCAGCCACCGGCGCUUCCUGGCCACCUUCCAGCUGGAUGAGGUGUCCAAGGAGGAGCAGGACCUCUACCGCUGCGUCACCCAGUCCAGCCGCGGCUCGGGCGUCUCCAACUUCGCCGAGCUCAUCGUGAAAGAGCCCCCCACACCCAUCGCACCCCCCCAGCUGCUCCGGGCCGGUUCCACCUACCUCAUCAUCCAGCUCAACACCAACUCCAUCAUCGGCGACGGCCCCAUCGUGCGCAAGGAGAUCGAGUACCGCAUGACCUCGGGGCCCUGGUCGGAGGUCCACGCCGUCAACAUGCAGACCUACAAGCUCUGGCACUUGGAUCCGGACACGGAGUACGAGAUCAGCGUCCUGCUCACCCGGCCCGGUGAGGGGGGCACUGGCAAACCAGGGCCGCCCCUCAUCAGCCGCACCAAGUGCGCAGAGCCCAUGCGGGCCCCCAAAGGCCUGGCUUUCUCUGAAAUCCAGUCCAGACAGCUGACAUUGCAAUGGGAGCCGCUGGGUUAUAACCUGACUCGCUGUCACACCUACACCGUCUCACUCUGCUACCGCUAUUUUGUGGGCACUGGCCACAACCAAACCUUCCGGGAGUGCGUGAAGAUGGAGCGUAACACCAACCGCUACACCAUCAAAAACCUGCUGCCCUACAAGAACAUCCAUGUCAAGCUCAUCCUCUCCAACCCCGAGGGUCGCAAGGAAGGCAAGGAGGUGAUAUUCCAGACGGAUGAGGAUGUGCCCGGCGGCAUCGCCUCGGAGUCCCUCACCUUCACCCCGCUGGAGGACAUGAUAUUUCUGAAGUGGGAGGAACCGGUGGAGCCCAACGGCCUCAUCACGCAGUACGAGAUCAGCUACCAGAGCAUCGAGUCCUCUGACCCAGCGGUCAACGUGCCGGGCCCGCGGCGCACCGUCUCCAAACUACGCAACGAGACCUACCACGUCUUCUCCAACCUCCACCCCGGCACCACCUACCUCUUCUCGGUCCGGGCCCGCACCGGCAAGGGUUUUGGCCAGACAGCACUCACUGAGAUCACCACCAACAUCUCCGCUCCUACCUUCGACUACGGGGACAUGCCAUCGCCGCUGAGCGAGUCGGAGAGCACCAUCACGGUGCUGCUGCGGCCGGCGCAGGGCAGAGGGGCUCCCAUCAGCACCUACCAGGUCAUUGUAGAGGAAGACCGGCCCAAGAAGCUCAAGAGGGAGCUGGGUGGGCAGGAGUGCUUCCCGGUGCCACUCACCUUCGAUGAUGCUGUGUCCCGUGGUUCUGUACACUACUUCGGGGCUGAGCUGCCUGCCAGCAGCCUCACUGAAGCCAAACCCUUCACUGUGGGGGACAACCAGACCUACAGUGGCUACUGGAACCCACCGCUGGAGCCCAAGAAGGCAUAUCUCAUCUACUUCCAAGCCAUGAGCAACCUCAAAGGGGAAACCCGGCUGAACUGUGUCCGGAUCGCUCGCAAAGCUGCCUGCAAAGAGAGCAAGCGUCCCCUCGAGGUGUCGCAGCACUCGGAGGAGAUGGGCCUGAUCCUGGGGAUCUGUGCUGGAGGGCUCAUCGUUCUGAUUAUCCUCCUGGGAGCCAUCAUCAUUGUCAUUCGGAAAGGAAAACCUGUCAACAUGACCAAAGCGACCAUUAACUACCGUCAUGAGAAGACUCACAUGAUGAGUGCCAUCGACAGGAGCUUCACCGACCAGAGCACGCUGCAGGAGGACGAGCGCCUGGGGCUCUCCUUCAUGGACACCCACAACUACGGCAACCGAGGCGACCAGCGCAGCAGCGUGGUCAAUGAGUCCAGCAGCCUGCUGGGGGGCUCCCCCCGCCGCCAGUGCGGCCGCAAAGGGUCCCCGUAUCACACCGGGCAGCUCCAUCCUGCCGUGCGGGUGGCGGAUCUCCUCCAGCAUAUCAACCAGAUGAAGACGGCAGAAGGCUACGGCUUCAAGCAGGAGUACGAGAGUUUCUUUGAAGGCUGGGAUGCUUCGAAGAAGAAAGACAAGACCAAAGGGAGACAGGAUCACGUGUCAACAUAUGACCGUCACCGAGUGAAGCUGCACCCGCUGCUGGGUGAUCCCAACUCAGAUUACAUCAACGCCAACUACAUCGAUGGCUACCACAGGUCCAACCACUUCAUAGCCACACAAGGGCCCAAGCAGGAGAUGGUGUAUGACUUCUGGCGCAUGGUGUGGCAGGAGCACUGUUCCAGCAUCGUGAUGAUAACCAAACUGGUGGAGGUGGGCCGGGUGAAAUGCUCCAAAUACUGGCCAGAUGACUCCGAGAUGUAUGGGGACAUCAAGAUCACCCUGGUGAAGUCGGAGACGUUGGCAGAGUAUGCUGUCCGCACCUUCGCUCUCGAGAGGCGGGGCUACUCAGCCCGUCAUGAGGUGAAGCAGUUCCAUUUCACGUCGUGGCCCGAGCACGGCGUCCCCUACCACGCCACAGGGCUGCUGGCCUUCAUCCGCAGGGUGAAGGCAUCCACACCGCCCGAUGCUGGCCCCAUCGUCAUCCACUGCAGUGCGGGCACGGGGAGAACUGGCUGCUACAUCGUCCUGGACGUUAUGUUGGACAUGGCUGAGUGCGAGGGCGUUGUGGACAUCUACAACUGUGUGAAGACCCUGUGCUCGCGGAGGAUCAACAUGAUACAAACGGAGGAGCAGUACGUCUUCAUCCAUGACGCCAUCCUGGAAGCCUGCCUGUGUGGGGAGACCAGCAUCCCUGCCAGUGAGUUCAAGCCCACCUACAAGGAGAUGGUGAGGAUAGAGCCGCAGAGCAACUCCUCGCAGCUGCGGGAGGAGUUCCAGACCCUGAACUCCGUGACUCCCCACCUGGACGUGGAGGAGUGCAGCAUCGCCCUCCUGCCCCGCAACCGGGAGAGGAACCGCAGCAUGGACGUCCUGCCGCCCGACCGAUGCCUUCCCUUCCUCAUCUCCGUGGACGGAGACAGCAACAACUACAUCAACGCGGCCUUAACUGAUAGCUACACCAAGAGCGCUGCCUUCAUCGUCACCCUGCACCCGCUGCAGAACACCACCACCGACUUCUGGCGGUUGGUGUACGACUACGGCUGCACCUCCAUCGUCAUGCUCAACCAGCUCAACCAGUCCAACUCUGCCUGGCCCUGUUUGCAGUACUGGCCUGAGCCGGGGCUCCAGCAGUAUGGCCCAAUGGAGGUGGAGUACGUUUCCGGAGCAGCGGAUGAGGACAUCGUGUCCCGUCUCUUCCGAGUCCAGAACAUCACACGGUUACAGGAGGGUCACCUGAUGGUCCGGCAUUUCCAGUACCUGCGGUGGUCAGCGUAUCGAGACACCCCGGACUCCAAGAAGUCCUUCCUGCACCUCCUGGCCCAAGUGGAGAGGUGGCAGAAAGAAAGCGGCGAUGGCAGGACUGUGGUGCACUGCCUGAACGGAGGUGGCCGGAGCGGCACCUUCUGUGCCUCCACCAUGAUCCUGGAGAUGAUCAAAUGUCACAACAUGGCAGAUGUUUUCUAUGCUGCAAAGACCCUCCGCAACUACAAGCCAAAUAUGGUAGAGACCUUGGAGCAGUAUCAUUUCUGCUAUGACAUAGCACUGGAAUAUCUGGAGUCCUUGGAGACCAGAUAGCACCUCGCCAUGAGAGGGGCAGCUAGGGCUUGCGCAGGGGUCGUGCCAACCGUGCAUUUUGCACUUGGACGUUGCAUUAGUGCUGAAGGUGAAGAGGGAAACAGCAAAGGACCCAACGAGAAAACCCAUCAGAUCAAGAAAAACGAAAGGACGUCAGGACGUGUCAGCCGCUCCCCAUCUUCAUCCUCCGCUCUCCAUCUUUCCUUCCAC
Molecule: messenger RNA, 4442 nt
Organism: Haliaeetus leucocephalus (bald eagle)
Lineage: Eukaryota; Metazoa; Chordata; Aves; Accipitriformes; Accipitridae
Gene: PTPRU
Product: protein tyrosine phosphatase, receptor type, U
Exons: 29
Coding region: 96-4232 (1378 amino acids)
Biological process (GO): protein dephosphorylation
Cellular component (GO): membrane
Molecular function (GO): protein binding; protein tyrosine phosphatase activity
Source: RefSeq, a predicted model, not a curated record